UGUUUUUUGGGAGCGGAGGGGGCCGAUCUGGUCUGGCCAGAAAGUCAAGGUACAUGUAAAAAGUAAGAAGUGACGAAAUGGGUCUUUCAAAUUAAAACAACAGCUACUUCAGAUUAGUCAUGUCCUUUCGACGCAGCGAAGGUUUACUUUGAAAGUAAUGUCCGAAAUUGGAAUAUUUUCUGGCACCUAAAAGAAGGUAUCAGCGGAGCAGUGAAAAUGUAUGGCGUCACAGAGUGAAAGCACAGGGAGGCAAACAAGACUUGGAACCCGUAAACCUCAAGCUCAAUUCCCGAAAAGAGGCUGUAACGCGAUGUCGGCACACGCUUGUGGCCUGACAUGGACGUCCACCAUGGGCUGUAGACUCCUGCGGCGGGAUCGAUGAAGAUGGGCCCCGCGUCCCGCUUUCUGAGGAGAUGUCUCUGGGUCGGCUACUGCGACGCGCCUCGUCCAAGGCCUCUGACCUUUUGACGUUCAACCCCGGCGCGGCGGGCGUGGCGCUGCGCUCGGGCCUAGAUGGCGAGAUCAUUUACUCCAAAAAUAAUGUGUGCGUGCACCCGGCCGAGCCGCUGCCGGGCCUGGCGGAGCACCACCCAGGCUACCUGUGCGUGCACGUGGAGAAGGACGAGAGCCUGGGCACCACUCUCAUUUUGACUUGGGUGCCCAACUCGCGCAUCCAGAGGCAGGACGAAGAGGCGCUGCGCUACAUCACGCCCGAGAGCUCGCCCGUGCGUCGACACGCACGCCGCAGAGGCAGACGUCCGCAUUCCCGCCCCCCAGCCGCGCAAGUGGAAGAAGAGGACGAGGAGCGGAACAUCACUUGCAGCUCCUCCACAGAGAGCCACGGUUUGGUCGUAACAGAGGCCGGCACGGAGCCCCCCUCGGCACAACCCAAGCAGCCUCCCACACCCGCUGAGGAAGGCGACGAGGUCUCCUGCGAGCUGUCGGACGAAGUGAGCCGCGACAGCACCAUGGGGUCUGACUCGGACACCUUCUCCUCGCCAUUCUGCUUGUCCCCAGUCAGCGAGGCGCUCUGUGAGAGCAGCAGCUCCGUCUUCUUGGACAAUGACAGCAGGGAGCUGUCCGAGGAGCUCAUGCACCACUCGGUGAGCUCCGCCUCCAGCCUGGAGAGCAACGGCCAGUCUCAGGGCGCUCGGUGGGAGGAGCAGCAGAAGGUGCUGGCUCUGGAACAGCUGUGCGGCGUGUUCCGGGUGGACCUGGGUCACAUGAGGUCACUGCGUCUGUUCUUCAGUGACGAAGCGUGCACCAGCGGCCAGCUGGUGAUAGCCAGCCGAGAGAGCCAGUACAAGAUUCUCCACUUUCACCACGCUGGCCUGGACAAGCUGGCGGAGGUUUUCCAGCAGUGGAAGUGCUGCAGGGAGACGCAGAGUAAAGACCAGGUGUCAGAUGAGAAGUCCUGCAUGCAAUUCUCCAUCCAGAGGUCCACGCUGCCGUCGGCCGAGAGCCACCCCGAGGAGAAGCUCUACCGCAGGCUGGAUGUCACCACUUGGUUACGACACCUCAAUCAAAGCGGCCAGGUGGAGGAGGAGUAUAAGCUGCGCAAGGCCAUAUUCUUCGGGGGUAUCGACCCAUCCAUCCGUGGCGAGGUGUGGCCCUUCCUCUUGCACUACUACAGCUAUGACUCGACCUCGCAGGAAAGGGAGGCGUGGAGGCUACAAAAGCGGACGCACUACCACGACGUCCAGCAGAGGAGGUUGUCCAUGAGCCCCGAGGAGCACAGCGACUUCUGGAGGAAGGUCCAGUUCACUGUGGACAAGGACGUGGUGAGGACAGACCGCAGCAACCAGUUCUUCAGGGGCGACAACAACCCCAACGUGGAGAUCAUGAGGCGUAUCCUGCUCAACUACGCCGUGUUUAACCCGGACAUGGGCUACUGCCAGGGUAUGUCAGACCUGGUGGCCCCGCUCCUGACCGAGAUCCAAGACGAAAGCAACACCUUCUGGUGCUUUGUGGGCCUCAUGGAGAACACCAUCUUCAUCAGCUCGCCGCGUGAUGACGACAUGGAGAGACAGCUGAUGUACCUGCGGGAGCUGCUGCGCCUCAUGCUGCCUGAUUUCCACCAGCACCUUACAGCCCUGGGCGAGGACGGCCUCCAGCUGCUCUUCUGCCACCGCUGGAUCCUCCUUUGCUUCAAGCGCGAGUUCCCUGACACGGACGCUCUGCGCAUGUGGGAGGCCUGCUGGGCUCACUACCAGACAGAUUACUUCCACCUGUUCCUGUGCGUGGCCAUCAUCGUCCUGUACGGCGAGGAUGUGACAGAUCAGCAGCUGGCCACCGACCAAAUGCUGCUGCACUUCAGCAACCUGUCUAUGCACAUGAACGGAGAGUUGGUGCUACGCAAGGCGCGCAGCCUCUUGUACCAAUUCCGCCUCCUACCCAGAAUCCCUUGCAGCCUCCAUGACUUGUGUAAACUGUGCGGGCCGGGCAUGUGGGAUAGCCGCUACAUUCCCGCCGUGGAGUGUUCGGGCGAGCACCCGGACUCGCGGUGCUGCCCUUACGGGGGCACGUCCACGCCGCUGCCCUCCUCGCCCGCGCCGUCCUGCUCGCCCUCAAGAGGCGCCAAAUCCCGGGAUAUUUUCACCUUCAGGAAACAGUCCUGAGGAAGAGCCACGUCUUGCAUCGUCCGGGCCGGCCGGGAUCCCUGGACUUUUUUUCUGGAGUCGACAUCUCGCUGAGGACAUUUGGCACCAGAGUCUUUCAUGUGGCGCGGCGUCACACGAGACCCGAGGUCGGCGAAGCCUCUCUUUCCCCUUUUGAAGCGCAGCGGACAAUGGGCAGCCAUUCUGGCAGCCCGCCGUGACCUCAUGUUGCAGCGCGCCUCUGCCUCUGCCUCUGCCUUGGCACUCUUCCAUGAGCUUUAUGUGGGUCGCACGGGGUUGAAGCGGGGUCGGCGGCGAACCGCCACGGAUUCCUGCAGACUCUGACCGGCGCGGGUCAAAACUGUACACUGGGAAUCGAAUUCAUUCAGAGCGAGUGAACUUUUAAACGGGCUCGCAUCCUGACAAAGACGCAUUUGUCUUCAACUCUGUGUGCAUAUCUUUAGUAGAAGAGAAAUAUUUUUGAACAGGAACCCCUCGUGCGCCUUCUAGGGUGAUUUCCAUUUUCUCUGGAUCCAAAUCCAUCCGUCCAUUUUCUAUACCACUUGCCCUCAUUAGAAAGAGUUGGAGCUUCAUUGGGCUAAAGUUUGAGUUGACAAAAAAAAAAAAAAUCAUCUUCACAAUAAAUAGUCAACUGAAGCAAAUCUUUACGAAGUCAAUGAUUAGUCAACAGGACAAUAAAAGCAAAUCGUUCGCCUAAUAGCCACAUUUAAUGUUUUCAGACAAACAAACACAACAAUUUCAACCGAGUGCAGUUGUCUCCAUUCAACUUUUGCAAAUGGCCGUGACCUUGAUGAAUUUACACAAGCAUGAAGGGGAAAAAAAACGUCGUUUUCAGAAAGCGCAUUACUAUUUUUAUUGAUAUCUUGACAGCAUGCUGAAAAACUAUUAUGCUCACGUUCUGUAAAAAAAACAAAACUGUGACCCGUUUCGGGUUUUGAGGCUCCACGUGGAGUGCAUUGUGUACCCUCUAACUUUUAUUCAACCAUAAAACCAUCGCGCGAUUGUUAAGGAAGUUGCCACAAAAAGAGGAAGUGGGCAAGAAUGAAGUUAAUUUUUGCAAGGCUUCCUCAGCCCCAUUUGCUGACUGGACUUGCCACGUCUUGCAUGCAAUUUGACGACUGCGUGUGUGUUUAUGCGCCGUGACAUGGUGGCAACCUGCAAGCCUCCUGCCCAAAUUCACAUUCCUGGAUAGUCUCCAGCUCCACCUUGAACCUAAUAAGAAUAGGCGGCCCAGAAAAUGAAUGAAUGGAUGGAUGGAUGGCAUCCAAACUCCACACAGGAAGUGCCGGUGUAGGUAUUUCAUGUAUUUCGCAAUAUUCUAUAUCCUUGCAUGUCGAGCACACAACUAUGCCUGCCUAUCUUUAACGGACACAGCCACAAAGCAGAGGAAAGCGUGAACACGUUUGCUGAACUUUGUUGUUCCGUCGCGAUGCUUCCAGGGUAGGCGGAAGUGAGCUGGGGGUGCGCUCAAGUCACCCGUUUAGUUCCCCUUGAUGAUGCCACGAGCUGCAUUUCCACCAAGCGGCAGGUUCGCUUCGGCCUGAGUUUUCAAUCGGAAUGGACGUUUGAAUGACUUUCGGAAAGUUCCGUUAAUAGUUAGAUAUAAUGAGACCAACUGAAUGGUUUGCAGUGGUGUUUGUGGCAGCCAUUUUAAUUUUCGGGUGCUUAUAAGUCACGUUUUAGUCAUCUCCAUGUGGGAUAGUUUUGCUCACUGAAAAUUCACCAAGGUUUUAGUCACAUUUUUAGCAUCAAUAAGUCGAAAAUUCCAUUUGCUCAGGUAAUGACCGAUCGUGGCUCAGCUUCAGAAAAGAGGUGAGCCCCUGAUUGGACGUUACCUGAGCAAGAGCGAGGUCGUUUUUACCCCUUGGGAUGGCUAAAAAAACAACAACAAAAACGUGUGGAUUUUGUCGCUUAACUUAUUCCACAAACACAUUGCUGUCAAGAAUAUUUGGGGGUUGACUUCCCCUUUUAACUAUGAAGUAUCCGGACAAUUGGGUUUCUUUUGCUUUUGUAUAUGGAGGGAAGAGCACCAGGUGUGAAAUGCUGCAUUCGCCUCCGUUUUUGACAUUCACUCAAACAUGACUCAAUCUGACCGUGGGCAGUGACUAGAGCCGAGAUGGCCACCUUCAAUGCUGGAGAGCGCCACAAUUUUUCAUCAGCUUCUUCAAUAUGGACACGAUACGCAAGUAAUCUAUCACGUUUAAUCUAUAAAAAAAAAAAAAGAAAAUUGCUGUUCUGUAACGCCAGUGAUAAUAAUCAAGCAACGCAUGUCUAAAAGUUUACACGAUACAGGCAACGAGUAAAUAGGUGUCUAUCUGCGAAUCACGUACGUUUGUCGUCGUCGAUGAAAACAACUCGGAUGUUCCGAUGGUAUCCGCAAAAAAUAAUAAUUAAAAAAAAAUCUUUGUAACAACAAUCUUUUCUGACAAUGGGAAUCUUACGUACUGCUUGGUGGAAACGGUGCUAUGAAGCCAAAAAAAUAAGUGAGCUACACAGCAGCCAAAGAGAGCAAAAAAUAAAAAUUGUGCCAACCAAGAAAAGAGACGUUGAAGGCUCAAAUUAUCAACAAAAAUCACCCCGCUCUCCCCCCGCCACCCCCAUCUGCUUCCUCUUCACCUUAAGCGACAGUCGGUGUCUUGCUGCCAUUCCGUCCAAAUAUUUGCUCGCUUCACUCGCGCUUAACAGACUCCGAACUCUUUAUUGUGUGCGCGCGUGUAAACUGGAGUGACCUUUUAAAACAUCUGGAAGAAAACCAAGAGCUUUUUAGCAGAUUUUUUUUUCUCAAAAAGGGGGUGUGAGGCACCAGUGUCCUCCAGGGGGUGUGCAACAUAAAAAAGGCUUUGUUUAGUUUAUUGGGGCUUGUCUUUUUUUUUUCCCAAAUGUUGAAAUCAUGGGAAUCUACCCCAAAUCACAACAGCUCAUUUUUGCAUGACUUCUUCACAAUCGAGUGAUUCUAUGGCACUAAAUGUGAUCAGUUUUAUUAAUUGGAAUGUACCAACAGUUAAAAAUCAAGGUAUGAUAAAUAUGCCUGUUCAGCAAUUUAUUAUUAUGAUUAUUUUUUUGUUAUUCCACCUUAGUUUCAGAAAAGACAAUCUACCCCUUUAAGCAGUAUUUAUUUUUAUUGAUUAUUUGACAAGAUGGCUGCAUUUAAAUGGGUGAAUUUAAACUCUUUGGACCAAUUCUUAAUUUGAUUUUGGUUCUCUUUGACAUCAUUGAUCUGUAAUCUAAAUAAGAAAAAAAAGACCAAACCCUCUUCGCUUAAAAGAAUUGCGGAGUUUGCUUGAGGUCAAGUUGAAGGUCAUGUUAAUCAUAAGCCCUCUUACUACCUAAUCUUUUCAAACCUUCAGGGAUUGUUCAUGUCAGCUUUGUCAGUGACGAUCAUGCCAGUCGAAUCCAAGAUGCUGACGGGGAAUUUCCAACUGCUGCAACUUUCAACCUAAACAUUUAGCCCGCAUUCGAUGAAACCAUCAGGCGGGGGGGGGGGGUCAUCAAACUGCGUGUGCGUGCGCGCGUAUGUGUGCGCUCCACCGGCUGUCUCUGAAUGAGUGCCUCUAUUUAAAGGGGUGAAAGUCCAAACAAGACCUCAGUGUUGUGUUACGUCACUUGAGCCUUUUCUUGGUAUUCAUUUACACAACGAAAUAAAUGAGUAUAGCUCUGCCUUCA
Molecule: messenger RNA, 6281 nt
Organism: Hippocampus comes (tiger tail seahorse)
Lineage: Eukaryota; Metazoa; Chordata; Actinopteri; Syngnathiformes; Syngnathidae
Gene: tbc1d16
Product: TBC1 domain family, member 16
Exons: 13
Coding region: 414-2618 (734 amino acids)
Biological process (GO): activation of GTPase activity
Cellular component (GO): early endosome
Molecular function (GO): GTPase activator activity
Source: RefSeq, a predicted model, not a curated record